Messenger RNA from Phascolarctos cinereus (koala), 4756 nucleotides. RefSeq names its product zinc finger protein 804A (gene ZNF804A). NCBI's taxonomy places the organism in Eukaryota, Metazoa, Chordata, Mammalia, Diprotodontia, Phascolarctidae. Gene Ontology annotation, cellular component: nucleus. The record is from RefSeq and is a predicted model, not a curated record.
GAAGGCAGCGUGUGACAGAUGUACUCCUCUGACAGCUCUCGGUAUCAGCCCAGUGGCUUCCUGCCAUUGGCUCAGUGCAAUGGACCGGCAACGCCGCACACUAUAAUAACACUAAUGCCUGCGAGAGGCAGCAACUCAGACUCCUUCCGCAAAGCCGAGGAGAUGCUGCUGCUGCUGCUGCUGCUCUCGCUGCCACAGCUCAGGCUGCUCCUCUCCCUUCCGUCUGUGCUGCACUGAGACACAAGCUGAGGCUGAGUCCAGCAACCUUCCUCAGCAACCCUUGUGCGCCCCUUACCACAGCCUCUCCUCCCAAUCUUGGAUUCCCCUCCCUCCUCCUCUUCCAGUCAUUCCUCAAAGAAAAUUCAAAAAGGAAACAAAAAGAAAGAGAAAAAAAAAGGAGGAGGGGGAGGGGGCAUCUAACCUCGCUCAGCAGAGCUGGGGAAAGAGGAGUUGAGUGUCAGAGUGUCAGCCCUUCCUUCCAGGAGCAGGGAUUGUGUAUAUGUGUGUGUGUGUCCAGUGUGUUUUGGCUGCACUUGGUGCCCACUGCCACCUUCAUCCAGUUCCGUGUGUGUGAGCUGCUGCUGCGGGCGCGGAGGUGCAUGGAAGCAGCGGCUGCGGUGGUGGAGGAGGCGGCGGCUGCUCCAUGGAGUGUUACUACAUUGUCAUCAGCUCCACGCAUCUCAGCAAUGGGCACUUUCGCAACAUCAAGGGAGUUUUCCGAGGUCCCCUCAGCAAGAACGGGAACAAAACUCUGGAUUAUGCUGAGAAGGAGAACACAAUAGCAAAGGCUCUGGAAGACCUAAAGGCCAAUUUCUACUGUGAACUCUGUGACAAACAAUAUUACAAACAUCAAGAGUUUGACAAUCAUAUUAAUUCAUAUGACCAUGCUCACAAGCAGAGGCUCAAGGAAUUAAAACAAAGAGAAUUUGCUCGAAAUAUAGCAUCUAAAUCCAGGAAAGAUGAAAGAAAACAGGAAAAGGCUCUUCAACGACUACACAAGCUGGCUGAGCUACGGAAGAAAGCCACGUGUGCUCCUGGGAGUGGUCCUAUGUUCAGGUCAACCACUGUUACAGUGAGAGAGAAUUUUAAUGAAAUUUCACGAAGAGAUGUGGUAGAUUCAGUAAAUAAAGAGGAAGAAUUCAAGGAUACUAUGAUUCACAGUUAUCAGAAUGUUAAAGAUGCUGAUGCUGUUGCUUCAGCUCCAGAAAGUUCAAAUAAUCAAGCAAAACCCAACAAUCUUGGAGACCAAGCUCCAGGAGUCCAUGGGCAGAAAGUUGGAUUUUCUUUUGCCUUUCCAAAGAAAGCAUCAGUGAAGCUGGAAUCUUCAGCUGCAGCUUUCUCUGAAUACAAUGAUGAUGCUUCUACAGAAAAUGGUUUUAACAGAAAAAGUAGAUUUGUCCCUGGAAUUUGUCACCGUCUAUUGUCUUUACCAACAGAAGUAGUUUUGAAUCCUGAAGAGAAGCCAAAUUCAUUUCAUCCUCUUGGGGAGAUGUACUCUGAAAAAGAAGAAACUCCUGAAACUAUAGAGACAAAAGAAGCUGUGAAUAAAGAUGAUACUUUAUUAGUGCUCCCUUUUUGCCAGCCCAAACUACCAUUGUCAGCUGAUUCUGAGGGCAACAUAAAUCCAACUGUCUUAACAGAUCAGACAAAACCCAAAGAUGUCAUUACUAAUCAAGACACAUCUGUAGACUCUAAUGGAUCUGAACUAUUAGGAAAUAAAUCAACAGCUAUUUCGAUUGAUAAUGAAUGUUUGUCUUUACCCACUACCCAAGAGGAAAAUUCUAAGAAUCUUUGCAGCAAUUCAUCCCUUAAUGAAUCUGAAGGUAAAACACUGGCACCUGAAAUUUUGGUCCCUCCAAAUAUUGAUGGGGAUAGCACAACUCUGCAGAAUAGAGAGGACAUAUGUAGAAGACCACAGGAGCCUUUUGUGCCUGUGCUUAGUAAGUAUGGAUCAACAGUUCUUCAAUGGCCAUCUGAAAUGUUGAUUUAUACAAGUACUAAACCAUCAGUUUCUUAUAGUUGUAAUCCUCUAUGCUUUGACUUUAAGUCUACUCGAUCAAGAAACAGUCUUGAAAAAAAUAAACAUAAUUUAAAUGUUCUUCAUUCUCAGCAAAUGACUGAAGAUUCUUGCAGGAGUCCAGAUAUAAAUUGCAAGGAUGAUUCCAUUGCAGAGGCCAAUGGUUAUGAAAUUAGAAGUAGCAGAAAUGAGUAUAGCCAUGCCAUAUCACUUAUAACUGAUAAUUAUACCAAAGGCUAUGAUUUUGGAAAGAGCAAGGAGGAUAUAGGCACAAAGCUUGAAGAUGAUCCAUAUAGGAUUGGAAAACCAGAUAAAUUCAUCUCCACCAAAAAACAAGUAAGGGAAGACACUAUGGAUGAGAAACACAAUAAAACACGGUUAAAAGAAACUCAUGAAAACUGGUUUUACAGAAGUAGAAAAAAGAAAAGAAGAAGAAAGUUAUGUCAGCAUCAUUAUGGGGAAGUAACCAAAGAAGAGUCAGAUGCUUCUUUCAAAAUGGAACCAGAGACUAAUCACAUUGAUGCAGCAAAGAACCAUGAGUUGGAAGCAAUUUCAGAAAAAGAUAGUGAUGAAUGUGAAAAUACCUGGUUAACUAAAAAGCACUUAGAGGAACCACAUGAAUUACCUGACAAAAGGCCUAAAUCAGUGCCCAUCUACCUACACAAGAAAGAAAGAAUGUGUAAGAUCUGGAAUACAAAGCAGAACAGUGGUGAAACUGUCAGUUCUAAAAAUUUCCAUGAAAGUGCAAAACUAUUUUACAUGGGCCAACAAAAAAUGUUGUUCAAUUCUGGAAAACAUAACCUAACAUACUCCAGAACAUUUUGUAAUUGGAAAAUCAGAACAUCUAGCUGUAGUGUGGACCAUAAUUGUUUAGUACACCAAAAUGAGGUGAAAUGCCUGGGUCAGAACCCAUCCAUCAAAAGAGGGUACAAUUCACUUAUUAAUGAACCUGAAAGAUCUUAUCGAAAAAAGAGACAGUAUACAAACUCUUGCUCAUCAGAUGAAAGCUUAUAUAGACAGAGUUGUUUAGCUGAACAUCAUUUGAAACCAAGAAGGACUUUGGCUAAACCCUACAAGCCUAAGAAGAAAAGAAGGAGGAAAAGAACUAGACUUCGUUCUGGAUUUAGAGACCAGGAGCUAAGAAGGAAAUUGAGUUAUAGCUGUUUGAAAGAAAUCUCGUUAAAUAACCUGGGUGAGUUAAUGACCCAGGAGGACACAAAAGAAGCAAAACCACAACCUAUCAUUGACUUUGCAAGAACUACAGAACAAAUAGAGACAGAGCAGAACAAGCUAACUUUGAACUCCUCUGGUUUCAUUCCUCCAGAAAUUAACAGAGAAAUUGAGUAUAUACAAAUGGAGAAUAUUCCAGAUAAAUUUCCAGAAGCUUUCAAACAUUCUCCUCACUCUAUGUUUGAACUCAAACAUUCUCCAGACUCUGUGUUUGAAUCUAAUGCCCUAUCAAAGGUACCAAGUGAGAACAUGAUGGAGCAAAAAGAAAAACAUGAAAGUGAAAACCUUCCUCCUUUGAAGCUGCCUAACAUUGAAAGGAGUUUUGGUCCAUCUCCACCUAAAUCCUAUCUUUGCCAUUAUGAACUUGCUGAAGCUCUCCCCCAAGAAAAGAUGAAUGAAGCAGCAAGUGAAUGGCUUAGGUAUAAUUCAGGAAUCCUUAACAGCCAACCACCAUUACCAUUUAAAGAAGCACAUAUAAAUGGUCAUACCUUUUUAACUACAGAACAGAUCCUUGCUCCAUUAGCUUUGCCAGAUCAGACAUUACUGUUCCCCUUAGAAAACCAUGAAAAAUUCAAAGAUCUGCCAUGUGAGGCCUACCAACACAUCAUGCCCCCAACCCUGCUGCCUACCAAGGUCAAGUUGACCUUUGCUCCACCUACCUCAGCAGCUAGCCCUCCUUUGCAGCCUUUGCCUUUGCAGCAGCCCCUAUGUUCUACCUCGGUAACUACUAUCCACCACACAGUUCUGCAGCAACAUGCUGCUGCUGCUGCAGCUGCAGCUGCUGCUGCUGCUGCUGCAGGAACCUUCAAAGUACUCCAGCCCCACCAACAGUUUCUCUCCCAAGUUCCAACUCUCACCAGAACACCUUUACCUCAGAUUUCAGUAGGACCCAGACUUUGCCCUGCGGGUCACACAACUUUUGUUGCACCUCCUCAGCUGCCUAUCAUUCCAUCUUCAGUUCUUCAUCCCAGCCAUCUGGCUUUUCCCCCUCUACCCCAUGCCCUUUUUCCUUCUCUGCUUUCACCCCACCCCACUGUCAUUCCUCUCCAACCUCUCUUUUAAUCACCAAUCAGAAGGGGGAAAGGGAAUAUCCAAGUGAAAGCUACUGCUAUGUAUGCAAGUGCUCAUUUCAUUUGAAAACUGGAUCUGUAAAUGGUGGAAAUCAACAGGCCUAAAUAAGGCCUCAUUAAUUUGAAAUCAUUUACUAUAAGUUAAUGAUGCAAAUGUAUCCUUAACGUUCUUACCCAUGAUAUAAUUAAUGCACUAAAUAGUGGCAAACUAAUAUGAGUUAUAUACUGUAUAUUAAACUGUCUUAGAUGAUGUAUAAUGUACAUAAAAUAUAUUUAUAGUACUGUAAUUUAUGUUGUAAAGUACGCCCUUUUGUUUUUUAAUCUUUGUGUACUUGCAUCUAUUUAAUGUUUAGAAAGCGGAUGCACUAUGUUUUGUACUAUGUUCUUUGAAACUGUAAAUCCAGUGAUGAAAUAUCUCUUGCAAUAAAUUUUUGUUAAC